This is a messenger RNA of Penicillium canariense, 1587 nucleotides long. RefSeq names its product Zn(II)2Cys6 transcription factor domain-containing protein. The transcript has 2 exons. Gene Ontology annotation, biological process: regulation of transcription by RNA polymerase II. Lineage: Eukaryota; Fungi; Ascomycota; Eurotiomycetes; Eurotiales; Aspergillaceae. The record is from RefSeq and is a predicted model, not a curated record. Gene Ontology annotation, molecular function: zinc ion binding; DNA-binding transcription factor activity, RNA polymerase II-specific. The coding region runs from base 1 to 1587 and encodes 528 amino acids.
AUGACGCCACACCCGAUGCAAGCGGACUCAUCGCGUACCGCAGCACGAUCGCGCUUUCGCCCAAAGCAAAGAAUCAGUCACACCAAGUCCCGCAAUGGCUGCUAUACCUGCAAGCAGCGUCGUGUGAAGUGCGAUGAAGAACGCCCAACGUGCAGUGCUUGUCGUGUCCGAGGUGACGAUUGUGUCUUCCCAAAUCCAGGAGGUACACGUGACCUGCAUCAAAGACGGCCUCCCUUCCAUCUCGAGACACCGUCGUCUGAACAAGCUGAUCUUGGACCGGGCGAAGACACAAGGGAAGUCUCUUUGCGCCCGUUGACCUUCCAUGUGGCCUCAAUUGGAACACCGCACAAUGAUAGCGACCGGUCGAAAAGCAGCCUCAACAUGAAUGAUCUAAACCUCCUCCAACAUUAUAUUUUGCAUACCUCAAAGAAAAUGACUUUAAACCAGGCCAAAACAGUGGUCUGGGAGUGUGUCAUUUCUGAAAUGGCUUCGGCCAACGAGUUUCUGAUGCACUUGGUCUUAGCAUUGGCUGGCCUAGAUAUUUUGAAUACUCAAAAUAGACGCAACCAACAUAUCCUAGGUUCUUCUGGAACCUUUGCGCCCCGAAGUGCAUCUCAGAUUCAGUUAAUUGUGGAACACCACCAACAAGGGCUGGCUGGACUGCAGGAAGAGCUGUGUGCGACCACUGAACCAGACGCGGAAGCCUUACUGGCUGGGUCAAUGCUGGUAGUCGGGUUUGCUUUUGCAUCUCUUGGAGUAAAAGACCUAGAUCCAUCGAUCGGCAUACUUCAGGAGUCCUCAAACGUCGGUAUAUCACCGCUGCAUCUUCAUCCCGACCUCGAGACCCCCCAGGUACAAUGGCUUCGUCUUGUACGCGGCGUCACAUCGAUCACAGAACAAUUUUGGUGGGUCUUGAGAAAGAGCCGACUUAGGUCUCUGCUGUUCCACAAUAAUUCCAACGAAGAUUGGAAGGCCUUUAAAAAGGACUUGUGUACAAACAUCACCGCAAAUGGAGAUAUUCGAUCAAAGAGGCUUCAAGGAUUCGCAGCAGGAGCUUCUUGUGCCGUCUCAGGUCUACGGGACCUUUUUGCAGACAUAAGCUCAGCCAGAAGUUCUGAAGAAGGCUGUGAUGAUCCGCCAUCGACUGCAACCCCCAACUCUUGCCAAAGCCCAAAUGGCCCCAUUGCUUCCUUGCUUGACGCGCACAACCGGGCAAUAGACGUGGUGGAGAAUAUCUAUAUGAGGAUCUUGUAUGUUCUGCAGAUGAAGAGGUUAGAUCCUCAGCCUUCAUCCGACCUCGAGAUUCAGGCCGACCUUGAAGAUGCAGCGUUGUCAUCAUGGCCUCAUCUUCUUCCUGAGGAGUUUAUAUCUUCUCUUGACUCCCACAGGAAUUCUAACAGUCUGUAUGGAGUUACCUUGACCAUCCUGGCACACCUCUACUUGACUAUCGCUAUUCUCGAAGAUAUUUGGUAUUUUGGUAAGACUUGUGAUAUCGAAGUUCACAAAAUAAAUACUCUUGUUGUCGGUCUUGGGGAUGAAAGACUCGCGCAAUUGAUGAAGUGGCCGAUGGAAGUCAUCCGACGGUGA